GCUGCCCGCUGCUCGGCCCCGCGCUGUUGGUGCCGCAGCUCGUUCCAGGACGCCGUCAGCUCACCUGGAGACCCGCAGCCGAGCAGACCUCCUCCUCCUCUGGAAACUACCAGCAACUAAUAACUCCAACGACGGAAUACGACGUCCCGACCAGCCGCUCUCCUCUCCUCCCUCCGGCCGUGGAGUAUCAGAUCACUGAAGCCACGUCAGCUCAGCCGGUGAGUGAUGUCUUCUCCUGAAACACAACCAGCUUCCCUCCAACUGAGUGCUACAGCCACUGAUUUAACAAAGACGAGAGGGCUCCAUGGCCAUCGCCGCCCCCUGCUCUCUGCCUCUGGAAGGUAGCCUUCAAAGGCUCUGCUCGGUGCGAUGGACGACCAGCUGAGGGAUGGAGAUGGACAGAAUCAAAGGACAUGCUCCCUCCACUGUGACUAGAUGAAGGGACGCUCACCUUCUUCAGGAAGUGUGAACCAGACUGCACCAAUACGAAAACAUAUUAGUUCCUCUGGAGUCAUCUUCUAAGAGCAGGGUCAGAUUUUUGUGUGCUUUACUCUUUCAGCAUCAGUCGUAUGCUGACUGUUCAUCCUUGUGAUGUUGGUUAUGAGUUGUCCAUCUGCCACCAAUGAACCAGAGAGCUGCAGCAGCGAGGGCAGCAGCUGCACCACGUCCUCCAUCACUACCUCGGAUCCGUCCUCUAUGUCUGGACACUCUCACUCCGCCCUGCCUUCCCUCGACCCCGACGCCACCCAGCAUGAAGCCCCACCGCCUCCACCCCUCCCGCCCCCGCCUCCAGGGGCGCCCCCGCCGCCUCCACCCCCAGCCACCGCCAACCACAACGUCAGGAAGAAGCGUCGCGUGCGCAGCUUCUUCUGGAAGCCGAUCCCAGAGGAGAAGGUCCGCGGGAAGCCCAACAUCUGGACAAUGGCGGUGCGACAGCAGCAGUACCAGAUCGAUGUCCGCUCCGUGGAGGAGCUGUUUGGGCAGCAGGAGGAGGCGGCGGCUGGCAUACGUGGAGCGAUGCCAACCACCGGAAGCUCAGCUCGAGUGACCCGAUCACGGUCCUUUAAGGAGAUCAGCAAAGAUGAGAUCAGCAUCCUCGACUCAAAGAGGGGCAUGAAUGUGGGCAUUUUCCUCAAGCAGUUUAAGAAGUCCAACCGCUCCAUUGUUGAAGAUAUACGACGAGGAGAAGGGAAAAUUUACGGAGCAGAGCUGCUCAAAGACCUGCUGAAGCUGCUGCCUGACGUAGAGGAGAUCAAGAAACUGCAGGCGUUCAAAGGCGAUCCAGACAAGCUGACGCUGGUUGAUUCCUUUAUGUACCUGCUGAUCCAGGUGCCACGGUUCGAGGUUCGGAUCGAGGCCAUGGUCCUCCAUGAAGAGUUCUUCCCUUGCUGUGCAGUGAUGGGACACGAGAUCGAUGUCGUCCGAGUCGCCACUAAAGAGCUGAUGGGCUGUGAGGAGCUACAUGCCAUUCUUCAUCUGGUGCUGCAGGCUGGAAACAUCAUGAACGCUGGCGGCUACGCAGGAAACGCUGUUGGAUUCAAGCUGUCGUCCCUCCUCUCUCUGGCUGACACCAAAGCCAACAAGCCAGGAAUGAACCUGCUGCAUUUUGUGGCCAUGGAGGCGAAGAAAAAAGAUGAGAAGCUGCUCAAGUUUCCAGAGAAACUUCAGGAUGUCCAGAGCGCAGCCAGAAUCUCAGUGGAAAACAUUGAGAUGGAGUUUUCCUCCUUGUAUGUCCGAAUCAAAUCCCUGGAGGAGAAGGUUCAAGGAGACCAGGAGCUACUGCAGCAGCUGGAGCCUUUUCUGCAGAGUUCAACACAGACACUGCAGGACCUAAAGAGACGCAGGCUGGAUCUGCGUAAAGAGGGCAAUGCUCUCAUCGAUUUCUUUUGUGAAGAUAAGGACACCUUCAAGCUGGAUGAGUGCUUCCGGAUCUUCCAAGACUUCUGCAUUAAGUUCAAGAAAGCUGUUAAGGACAACAUGGACCGUGAGCUGAAGGAAGCCGCCCGGCAGCGUCGUCUCCGAGAGCUGGAGGAAAAACGUUUUGCGUGGUCGGGUGCUGAUCAGAGCGGCGGGUUUGGUCGCAGCAGCAGCGAGAACGACGUGGAAAUGCUCACCAAGGAGGGUCUCCUGGACUUCUUCCAGCAAAGGUCUCAGAGUCCACACAGCCCACUGGGUCGCUCGGCCAGCGCCCGCCGCCACCGUCACACCAUGACCUCCAUAGCAGAUCGGGAGCUCCAGGGAUAUCUGGAGCUAUUCGGAAGCUCUGGGAAUCCCACCGACUAUUCCAAGUUUAACAGCCUACCUCGGUCAGGCCGAGCUCUCCAGCGGAAGACAGCUCCCUGGAUUUUAGCCCAGAACGACGACAGAGAGCUGGGCUGUGACAGACAAGUGACAUCUCCGCACGCAGAAACUGAACCUAUCAGCCCACUGGCCAGGUUUUCCUCCUCUGGACUCAAUAAUAACGAGGACCCAUACAACAACAACAACAAUAAUUACUCUUCUGUGUCGGAGGGCAGCGCUCUGCCUCGGCCCUUUGGUGUCUUUCAGAAGCCCGCCCAUCUUCCCAACCCAACAAUUACCGGCCACAUGAAUGUCAGUGUGGAGAAGCAUACGUUAGUCCGAGGUCCUCAAGCUUUUGACCUGCCAAGUCCAAACAACAACAGUAAUCACAUGCACUUUGUCAACCAGGGGGAUGUUGUGGUGACGGAUCUGGAACAGGAAAGACAGUCGCCUCCCAAGAUUCUGGAAAACCUUCUACACGAUAAAGUUAAAAUAAAUACUCCUACACAGGCUGGAGUUUCUCCUGAGAAAGAAGAGGAGGACUACAGCACCAUUUCAUCAACAACCUGCGACACUCCCCUCCCGCUAGACACUUCAGUAUCCAAUAAGAAGCCAGUGUUUUACAUACUAGACUGUACAGAAACGGACUGCUCGGUCACAUUGGAUUACUCUGAGGUUGAAAGCUCGUCGGCAAAAGACGGACUGCAUUUGAGAACGACUGAUCAGGAGACGCAACAAGAUCCAAGUUCUCUGUCCUCAAAUUUGGAGUCCAUGUCACCCACCGACCAGUCCGUUUCAACCAGUGAGCUCUCGGCGCUGAAAUCCGUGGACACGGCAUCCGUGACUCCGUCUGCCACCACAGAAGAGUGGGACACGGAGAGCUGUGACACAGCUGAGGGGAAACAGGGUGCAGAGAAAGACGCUCAGAGAAACAGCAGGAAACCAGCGCAGACUAAGAGCAAAGCCAGCAAACCAACAAAGAGCGGUGGCGGUCGAGGUGUGCGAAUGUUGACCAACAGUGAGAGCCAGGGCAUGCGGAAAGUUGUGCCUAUCAGCAAGCUCACCAGGGCGGGCAGCAGCAAGCGAACAGAAAGGCCUUCAGUGGAUGGUGGAGAUCCACGUCGGCCUCUCCGUGACCAGAGCACCCCGGCCAGAGGAAGGAGCGAGAAGACAACCAGACCUCCUCGACACUCCAGUCUGCCUCCCGAUGAGUCAAAGCAGCGGGCAGGAAGCCUCACAGGUAGCAUUUCCAGAUGGGCCCGCGACUCGAUGCCAAGGAAAGCGUCCAUCAACAAGCCGAGCGCCAAACCCCUGAGGAACAUCCCCAAGCCGGCGCCCGAGGAGAAGAUGUGCCGCUCUACCAUGAGAGCUCUCGUCCAAACUCAGACACAGGCUGGACCUUCCUCCGAGAACAGCAGCUCGCACACGCUCAGUGCAAAAAACUCCUCCGACGUCCCUAGCUUUGCCCGUAACACCGUAGCUUCAACUUCCAGGACCAAGAAGGAGCUGGGCCCGCCGUCCGUCCCUUCCACUCCAUCUCGAAGCCCUUCUCUUCUGGGACGACAUGCCUCCGUGAAGCAGACUCGGGUGUCACCCACAGUUCAGACCAGCGAGGAACGGCCGCCUGGGACAAACCUGCGACGGGUGCAAAGUGUGAAGGCGGCAAGUCGUAGCACCUACCGCAGCGAGACCCCACCUCCACCUGCAACACGAGAGGAUAUCCGUAAGACUAGCAGCUUUUCCGAAAAGUCUGUGCAGCCAAGAGACUUGGUGACGUCCAGCAGAAGCACGAAGCCGAGCUGGAAGUGAAACAAAACGUGACGGAAACUGACUGCAGAAGUUUCAUCUGUCUUUCUGCUCUUCUUGCCCAUCUACAGUGCAGUUAUCCUCCCAUUCAUGCAAAAAUACAAGAAUCUGAAAAACACAUUAAGCUAUCUCACCUUGUAAGGUUUAAUCCAGUAGCCGAGUCUGUAUCAGGUUUAUGAAUUGCAAAAGAGCAAGAUGCAAUGAACUCCUCCACAUGCUCUUGUUUUGUUUGUACAAACAAAUCAGCUGUUCACGACUUCCUUUUUUUCUAAGGGGGUGGGGCAUUAACAAAACUGACAAAUGGCAAAUUGGUCUUUUUAGAUGGAAGCUUUUUUGCCUGCUUAGCUGUCUGUGUACUGGAUGUGCAAGUGUCUGUGAUGAUAUCAAUGUCGAACACUACUGACUUUGUUGAUGCUGCUAUUUAGCUCUGACAAUUGGAGACCGAGAUUCAGUGUCUGUUUCAUUCAGGGUUGUACUUUACCUUUGCUGCUGUUACAGUGUCUUUUAGUUUCGCUGCUCCUUCCCGUAGACUAACGGCGCUUUGUUUUUUGCUUUGUGGUUCCUUUGCUUUGAUACCUCACAAAGAUCGCAGUGGCCUUGUACCAGCAGAAAAAGUAGAAUUUUUUGUUUGGUUCUGCAUGACGAAGAUGUAGACGAAAUCUGAUCGGUUUUAAAAUAACUGCACUUUUUUUUUUUUUUUUUUUUUUUUUUUUUAAACAAAUUCCUGGUAUACUAAUGUUGCUGCAAUAUAUAAAGUCACAGAUAUUACACCAGUGUAUACCAACCGUGGUACUCCUCGUACCUUGUUUAUGUAUGUCAGUAGUUUGUAAAUGUGUUAGAACUCCUCCAUAAUAUCUUGGAGUCGACGUGCACGUAGGAAACGUUUCCUAUUUAGGCUAAUACAUGAUAAACGCUAAUGCUGUGAAAGAGAAGCAUUGAAUUCGUCUGAAACAACGUUGAAAAUAUCAUCAAUCAUGUGAUUAUUUUGACAGUCUGAUCUCAUUUUUCUACUGUGAAGGUUGUCAUCUCAUAUUUUCUUGAAGCCUGCGCCUUUAUUGACGUGGUUCAGUUGUUCUAAAUGGUCAUAAUUCUGCCGAGCUCCAGUUUGUUCCUCUCUUGUGUUGCCAUUAGAGUCUCGAGAGCACAGAGCUGGUCAACGAGAUUUCAGAAAAAUGAAUUCCCAGUAGUGAUUGAAGAGUGCAGAGGUCAUUUAAAACUCCUGAAUUCUCAAAAUCACUUUCACUUUUAGACACUUUGGCAAGUUUUGACUAUAUUUCUCAUCUAUGGAGUUGGAAAUGUCAAGUAGCUUCUCAUUUUGCAUGGCACAAAAAUAGGAUAAAAGAACACAUUUUUUCUACCGUUUUUGGUGUUAUUCUCUCUUUUAUCUCUCAGCAGGAUUAGAUAGAAGCUAUCAAGCCAAUUUUAAAUUACGUCUGAUGUCUUUUUCUAAACAUUUUUUCUUUACUUUUGACGGUCAGCGUUACAAGAUGAAGGAAAGAUGUGAAGCAGAAUUCAUAGGAUGAAGGAAAAAGCAAAAGCUAUGCUAACACAAGUGUAAACCGCUGUGACAGUCUGGACAAAAAUACCUGAUGAACCCAAAAAGCUUUAAAUUUAUUUUCAGUGACACUGGUAAUUUCUUGAAAAACAAUAUUCUGUUCCAAAUAAUACAAUAAAUCCAGGCUAUUUACUGUAAAAACUGUUUACUGGGCCAAACAAAGAGGGCAGCCAUUAAUAAAUGUAUGGUGAAAAAACAGAAAAUUCCUAAUAACACAUAUUUUUCCACAUUUGUGUGUUUUUGUUUUUCUUUUGUUGCACAAAAAGAACAUUUGUCAUUUUCCGAGAAACUCCUAAUUUAGUUGAUUUGAAGAGCCUUUAAGGAUUAAAGAAAAACAUUUAAAAUGGCUGUAAGAGGUACGAAGCAACUCUAAUUUUCUAAGACUUGCAGUUUUUUUUCAGAACUAGAGAUUCCUGAGCUCUGUGACUCCGAUGGUAACACAUAAAGAGGCACAGAUUUUGCAACAGUUGCCUUUCAAACUGCAUCGUGCCAUUGCUUUGAUGGCUGCAACACUCACAUCACUGCAUUGCCUUAAAGCUUAAUGUAGCCGAUCCUCCACCAGUGGACUCCUGGACUCUUACAGGAAACUUUUCCUACAUUCCAUCACAUCAAGCAGAAAUGGUGACUCCGCUGGUUAGUGAUUCACUUUGUACAUAAUGUAAAGACAUAGUAUUUUCUGACUAUUGAUAUGUUUACAUAGCAUUCAAGAAAAGAAUGAAGGGUGACAGAGUAACAUAUCUGUGUGCACAGAUGUUUUAAAAGCGGCCGUUUCGUCAUCGGGCAGCUGGGAGGCGUUGACAUGCUGCCAGUGUCUUCCUGUUCUCUGUAAUGCAAAUGAGGCUGAUGAACCGAUGAAACAAAAGGCUCAGUGUUGCUGUGUGUGGCCUAAAUUUAGUUCCUCUAUCACCGAGUAAAUUAGAGCUGAAAUAAGUAAAAGUUUUGCUUAAUUUUGACAGUUUGCUUUAUUACAGAAAUCAUCCAAGAAAAACACAAACUGAGCUCACUUUCGAAGAAAACUUGUGUUCAUUUAGAAUCCAUGUUUUCAGGCCUUUUAUGUGUCAGAAAACAGCAGAUAGAAUGUCCAUCCUGAAGCGUCUCAAAAGAAAACUAUCCCUGAUAUCAAUUUUUAAAAAUAAUCUUUAUCAAUUAUAUUACAUUUCAGCACUAAAAAGUAAUUAAUCUACUUUUGUGUUGAAAGCUCUGGAAGAAGCUAGUAAGCAGACUUUGAUUUUACCCUUUGAUGCGCAGUGUGUGUCAGGAGAUGCCCAUUUUCCACUGAAUCUGGGUCACUUUUGACCCAUGUUGUGCAUCAAAGGGUUAAGAUCCAUGCAAAAUCUUUUAAAGUGUGUCUACAGUUAAAUUGUAAUCACAAAGAUUGUUGAAAUGAAUUCACUCUUUGAAAACAUAUCAGCCUUGUAAACAAAAAAAUGGCAACUUCAGACCUGAAAAUAGCCAAAUUUAUCACCCCAACAUUGUUUUAAAAAAAAUGUUGUUGUUUGCAUUGACUUUGACUCAAACUGUCCCAGAUAUCUAAAUUAUUCUUUGUUUUAUCAAUUAAUUUACAUUUCAGACUACUUUUGAAUAAAUCUGCAAUUCAUCCAACUAUAUUUUCAUUCUUGAAUACAGCAGUUCAACAGGGUUGAAAGCUCUGGAAGAAGAUAAUAAGCAGACUUUGAUUUAAGAUCCAUGCAAGAUCUUUUAAAUUAUGUCUACAGUUCAAUUAUAUUCACAAAGGUUGUUGAAAAAAAAAAAAACCAUAUCAACCUUAUAGACACAAAAAUGACAACUUCAGAUGGAAAAAAAAAUUAAAUAACCAAAUUUAUGUUUAAAAAAAGUCUCCCUGUGAGGUUUAUUUGUUUACAUUGACUUUAACUCAAGCUGUGUUUAUAAAAUGACUCGUUAAAAAGGAAAAGACUGAUAAUUUUGAGACUUCAUCAGCCGCUGAGAUGCUUUUUCUCCCUCUGUGGCCUCAGUUUGUACAAUAAGUUCCUCCUUUGUGUAUCCCACAAUGCCCCCUGCUGCCUCCCCUUUAACAGCCCUGGACACCACAAAGGCUGCCCUUUACAUUACACGUCGGCGGCUUACAGCGGUGGAGCUGCUGUGGAAUUUGAACACUCGCUCGCCCUUUUCACCAUAACUUCCUCAUUAGGAGCUGGUUGCCGUGGCAACAGUCCAAACACCAUUUUGAACUAACGGCCUGUAAACCCGAAGGGGCAAACCCGUCUGCAAACUUUGGUCAUGUUACAACUCCCAAUUCACAGUUUGUGACUUUACAUUAUUUAAAUUGAAUCUUUUUCUGCUUUUUUAUGUUUAAUUACAUACAAAUGCUGAUUCUGUGCUAAAGAAAGUGAGUCUUCAUCUCCCCAGUGGUGUCUUUUGUACUCUGGAAAGGAAAGAUUGGGCUCAAUUUGAUGUUUUUUACUCUAAUGUGAUGGGAACAACGACGUGUCUGCUCUGUUUUAAAAGUAAAUAGGUGCUCUAACUGUUGGUCAUUUCAAAUCUGUACAAUGAGAACAAAUAAACUGAUCAGUACAUUCAGCAAAUGAUCACAUCCAAUCGCUCUGACACAGUUUCUUUUUCUGAUGAUGACGUCGAAGAAAUAAAUAAAAUCACAUGUUGCUGUGUAAACUGGAA
Amphiprion ocellaris (clown anemonefish) is the source of this 8275-nucleotide messenger RNA. It is a transcript of the gene fhdc1, whose product is annotated as FH2 domain containing 1. The transcript has 13 exons. The record is from RefSeq and is a predicted model, not a curated record. Lineage: Eukaryota; Metazoa; Chordata; Actinopteri; Pomacentridae. Bases 592 to 4089 code for a protein of 1165 amino acids.